CACUGCACUCAGGAAGAGAGACUGAAAGCAUGCAAGACUGUAUGCACCAUUUGUUCCUGUGUGUACACUGAUAACUGACUUCAAUCACUUAAUAUGGCAGACAGCAGUUUUGAGACAGAGUUCCUUCAGGCUCACAAUGCAUACCGUAAGCAACAUGGGGCACCAUCACUUUCUCUGAAUGCCAGUCUGAGUCGUUCUGCUCAGGCAUGGGCAGAGAAGCUGCUGGCGUCCAGAACCCUAAAACAUAGCAAUUCUGGCAAUGGGGAGAAUCUGUACUACACUUACAGCUCAGCACCCAAAAAACUUUCAGGAUGUGUAGCAGUGGAGAACUGGUAUAGUGAAAUUAAGAAGUAUGACUUUAAUAGGCCAGGAUUUAGCUCAGGAACAGGUCACUUCACUCAAGUAGUAUGGAAGGACACUAAGGAGCUGGGGGUCGGGGUAGCCACAAAUGGGACGACAACCUUUGUAGUGGGCCAGUACUCUCCAGCUGGUAACAUCAGCAAUGCUGGAUACUUUGAGAAGAAUGUCCUGCCAGUAGGAUCUGCUGUAGAUACAAAAACAUCCAGCACUGGACAUCCUUCUCCAGCUACACCAUCAAGAUCAUUUAUUGACUCCAAGCCAACUCGUACAGCAGACAGCAGUUUUGAGACAGAGUUCCUUCAGGCUCACAAUGCAUACCGUAAGCAACAUGGGGCACCAUCACUUUCUCUGAAUGCCAGUCUGAGUCGUUCUGCUCAGGCAUGGGCGGAAAAGCUGCUGGCGUCCAGAACCCUAAAACAUAGAAAUUCUGGCUAUGGAGAGAAUCUGUACUACACUUACAGCUCAGCACCCAAAAAACUUACAGGAUGUGUAGCAGUGGAGAGCUGGUAUAGUGAAAUUAAGAAGUAUGACUUUAACAGGCCAGGAUUCAGCUCAGAAACAGGUCACUUUACUCAAGUAGUAUGGAAGGACACUAAGGAGCUGGGGGUCGGGGUGGCCACAGAUGGAACUACAACCUUUGUAGUGGGCCAGUACUCUCCAGCUGGUAACAUCAGCAAUGCUGGACACUUUGAGAAGAAUGUCCAACCAGUAGGAUCUGCUGUAGAUACAAAAACAUCCAGCGCUGGACAUCCUUCUCCAGCUACACCAUCAAGAACAUUUGUUGACUCCAAGCCAACUCGUACAGCAGACAGCAGUUUUGAGACAGAGUUCCUUCAGGCUCACAAUGCAUACCGUAAGCAACAUGGGGCACCAUCACUUUCUCUGAACGCCAGUCUGAGUCGUUCUGCUCAGGCAUGGGCGGAAAAGCUGCUGGCGUCCAGAACCCUAAAACAUAGCAAUUCUGGCAAUGGAGAGAAUCUGUACUACACUUACAGCUCAGCACCCAAAAAACUUACAGGCAAAGAUGUGAUUGAUAGCUGGUAUAGUGAAAUUAAGAAGUUUGACUUUAACAGGCCAGGAUUCAGCUCAGAAACAGGUCACUUUACUCAAGUAGUAUGGAAGGACACUAAGGAGCUGGGGGUCGGGGUGGCCACAGAUGGAACUACAACCUUUGUAGUGGGCCAGUACUCUCCAGCUGGUAACAUCAGCAAUGCUGGACACUUUGAGAAGAAUGUCCAACCAGUAGGAUCUGCUGUAGAUACAAAAACAUCCAGCGCUGGACAUCCUUCUCCAGCUACACCAUCAAGAACAUUUGUUGACUCCAAGCCAACUCGUACAGCAGACAGCAGUUUUGAGACAGAGUUCCUUCAGGCUCACAAUGCAUACCGUAAGCAACAUGGGGCACCAUCACUUUCUCUGAACGCCAGUCUGAGUCGUUCUGCUCAGGCAUGGGCGGAAAAGCUGCUGGCGUCCAGAACCCUAAAACAUAGCAAUUCUGGCAAUGGAGAGAAUCUGUACUACAAUUACAGCUCAGCACCCAAAAAACUUACAGGAUGUGUAGCAGUGGAGAGCUGGUAUAGUGAAAUUAAGAAGUUUGACUUUAACAGGCCAGGAUUCAGCUCAGAAACAGGUCACUUUACUCAAGUAGUAUGGAAGGACACUAAGGAGCUGGGGGUCGGGGUGGCCACAGAUGGAACUACAACCUUUGUAGUGGGCCAGUACUCUCCAGCUGGUAACAUCAGCAAUGCUGGAUACUUUGAGAAGAAUGUCCUGCCAGUAGGCUCUGCUGUAGAUGCAAAAACAUCCAGCACUGGGAUUUUCUCUCGGAUCACACAAUCAGACUCAUCUGUAAACCCAAAAUUACCUUCUUCAACCAUUUUCCCUCAGGUCAAACCAUCAGGCUCAUCUGCAAACUCAAAACUACCUUCCUCAGGAGAGUUUAGUCACCAGCUGUUGGAGGCUAUGAACCGUUAUCGCCAGCGCCAUGGGGUGCCUGUUCUCUCGCUGUGCCCCUCUCUGUGUAAAGAGGCUCAGGGGUGGGCAGCUCAUCUGGUCAGUAUUAACACCCUGAAGAACAGCGGAAAAGGUCAUGGAGAAACCAUGUCUUACAAAUGGACAUCCACUCUGGUAGCACCAACAGGUGAAGAGACUGCUGAAAACUGGUACAAGGACAGUUCCAAGUACAACUUUGUCUCACCAGGGUUUCAAAGUGGAGCUGGUAACUUCACUCAGAUGAUAUGGAAGUCUACCGAGCGCCUUGGUGUCGGGCAGGCAUCAGAUGGAAAGGGCAUGUUCAUCACUGUGGCAUUUUACAAGCCUGCGGGCAACAUUACCAAUCCAGGAUACUUCAAGGACAAUGUGAAACCUGCUGUGAAAUAAUUAUGGAUGGUAUGUUGUUUAUUAGCUGUUUAUGUAACAAAACGGCCUGCAAUAGCCUUAUCCAUCUGUUAAAGGGCUGCACCUGAGUUCAGCGCUAUAUAAAGGCAAGAAUAGCUUAGAGGGGUGCUGAGUUGUUGCUUUGUGUAUGACCCAGACCAUAAGAUAGAUGUUGUUAGCUACUUGUGUUAAAGGAAAAUUGGAGCAAACCCUUUCUUCAAAACCCUUUUGCUGAGCGAAUUGAUUCUUUUUUAAAGAGUCGAGUCAAGAUUCAGCGACUCGAUUCGACUGUUUCUUUGAGCUUUUCAUUAGAAUUUUGCAAUGGUGGCAAGUUGAGUUUGCCAGCAAACUCAGUUUAUGAAAAUUAUAUGAUGUAUUAUAUACUGUAUGUCAUUGUGCUUAUUUUGUGCCCUUUGAGACAAAUAAGCCGUAAUGUGUAUUAAAGAGAGUUGUUAAUGACUCAGGGAUAGAACUGUAAAUUAAAGGAAAG
Trichomycterus rosablanca is the source of this 3226-nucleotide messenger RNA. It is a transcript of the gene glipr2, whose product is annotated as GLI pathogenesis-related 2. The record is from RefSeq and is a predicted model, not a curated record. The transcript has 23 exons. Lineage: Eukaryota; Metazoa; Chordata; Actinopteri; Siluriformes; Trichomycteridae. Gene Ontology annotation, cellular component: extracellular region. The coding region runs from base 94 to 2739 and encodes 881 amino acids.